AUGAAUGGAGCGAUUCCGUGCCAAAUUGCCAAGGAAUACCUAGAAGACAGUGAGGUGCAACCGAUCAACGAAUGUUCUCCUCCCGGUAGUGCCUCUUUCUAUAUCCCUGCGCGGAAGAUCAAAGCACUAUUUGCAGACACCCUCCAUAAUUUGACGACGGAGUUACUUUUCCUCUGUUCCUGCGCGAAAUGCAUAUUAGACGGCGGAUCAGUAGAGUACCGUUCUGAGUGCUUCAGCUGCUUCAACAAGCUUAAGCGGUGGGAACUGCAGGGGGAGUAUGCCCUUAUCUAUGCUUUACUUAUCUAUGUCCGCCGUCCGGGUCUGAUUCAAAAGUUCCAGAAGUAUGAGAUAAAGCUGGAAGGGACGAAGUAUCUCUGCGAUGCCGACUUCGAUAAGCUCCGUCGCGAGGGGAUUUCGGAUCUGGGGUUGGCACAAAGAAAGAUAUUGCAAUACCAGUACAGCUUUCUCGUACGAAAACUUCGACCCGCAUCCGAUAUCAUAUCAAUCCCGGCGAAAGAACUAUUGCCAAUCAAGGAGGAUAUAGAGCUGAAGGGAGAGGGAACGUUUGCAGAAGUCCGAUGCUUCGAAUUUCAAGACGACGAGUAUCGGUCGCGAGACUUUGGAGAACAUAUCACAAGGUUUGCUCGCAAGAUAUUCAAACAUGGCAUGCAAAAGUCUGCAGCGAAAGAAUGGUACAAUCUCCAGAGGCUUUCAAAGGAGGAAGAUCACCCGCACCUUAUGGUGGCUUUGGGAGCGUACUGGCACGGCAGUUACUUCUUCAUCCUCCAGGAAGAAGCGCAGCAAUCACUUCACGAAUAUCUCAAAGAGCCAGGUGACAAAUUCCAAUCCCAAGAACUCUGGACACAGAUACAGGGCAUUGCUGAAGGACUGAGCACACUUCACAAGCUUUACAAAGGAACCAAGAUAGCCUAUCAUCAGGAUUUAAAACCCGCAAAUAUCCUAAUAGUCAAGAAGAAGCUUAAGAUUGCAGAUUUUGGCCUACUAGAACUGAAACCGGUAUCAUUGCCUGGCGAUACCGAGAUGACCGGCAUCCCGAAUAAUCACGUUACUGGGUUCUACGCUGCCCCUCGCCAAGUCAGAUACACCCGAGAUUGCGAUAUAUGGUCACUAGGAUGCAUCAUGUCUGAAGUCGCAACUUUUGACAUCCACGGUCCAGAAGGAGUCAGCAACUACAAAAAUGCUCGCAUGGCCGAUGGAGCAUCGGGCCAUGACCCUCCACGCUUUUAUCGUGGACAAGACGUGAAGGAGUCGGUGCUCCUUAUGCAUACUCAGCUCUAUGAUCAUGUUCAAUCUGCAGUAUCAAAUGAUGGUAACGCGACAGCCCAGUUCCAGAGAGCCUUCUACAACAAAGAGUUCUUUGGACUCUUAGACGAAAUGUUCAAGCGCGAUCGUGUUUCCGCUGGUCUACUGGACGUUCCAGAUGACGGCAUAUUGCUCGAUGCAGCGCACAUCGUCAAAACACUCGAAAAAUUACGCAAAGAAGCUUUACCUACAACUGUGCUGGAUGAUGAGGUCGAACAACUUGACUUGGAACAGUAUCUUCAGGACGCAGAGUCGUUGGAAUCCUCGAUGAAAGCACAUCUUAUCGGUUUCGGGGAAGUCCUGACCCGGAGGAAUCGAGCAAGAUUUUCCGCUACGACUUUGACUGCCCUCAAGCAAUACAUUGUCAACUUGCAGCAUAUACAGCAUGCAGAGCGUCGCCAGCAAGGCCUUGCUCGUCUAGGCCCAUUUCUGGAGAGGCUCAGCGAGUUUGGCGACCUUAUUGCAAUCCUACCUAGUGUUGGGGAAAUUAUGGGAUUCAUCUGGGGCCCUAUGAGAUUCUUGCUUGAGACGACAAACUUCUGCACUGAUGCUUUUAAUGACAUCCUCGACAUUUAUGGACAGAUUGGAAGAGCUCAGCCCUCUCUUUCUAUGUAUAAAGAGUUGUUCCAGACUGAGGCAAGCCUGACUAAGAUCUUGAUUACGACAUAUCGUGAAAUCAUCGAAGUCAAUCGAUUGCUUGUGAUCUACUUUCAACAGCGCCUCUGGGCGGAGCUUUUCGUUACAACGUGGAAGCGGCAUAAGACUAGAUUAACAAACAUCAUAUCUUGCAUGAUAUCCCGCUUCAAGCUUGUCAGUAGCCAGGCAAUGUUGGGACAAUUCGAAACCCUUGUGACUACUUCUUCACGUGAAGAGGCGAGGUUGAACGCUGAAAGAGAUAGCGAGGACUUGGGCCGCAGACAUGCUGUGUAUACAUGGAUCAAACCAACUGAUAUGGAAAGUGAUCAAGAGUAUCUGAGGCGGAUUCGCCAUGCGUACCCGGGUACUUGCAGCUGGUUACUAAGCGAUGAGACCUUCCAAGAGUGGUUCGAACACCGAGAAAACAUCCUGACUGGUUCGAACUUAUUGUGGUUGAACGGAAAGCCUGGUUCUGGAAAGACAGUCCUUGCAUCCUUUGUCGUAGAGGAAGCGAGAAAGCUUGUAUCAAACCCUACGGUUUUGUUCUUCUAUUUCAGGAAAGAGGAUAGCGAUCGAAACAGCUUUCUUACCAUGGCUCGUACUUUGCUUUCACAGAUUCUCGAGCAAAACCAUUACACACUCGACUACUUUUACAGCAAGUGCUGUAGCAGUGGAGUCCCUGUGCUUAUGUCUCGUCUUCUCGUCGAGGAACUUUUGAGUUUUGCUCUACGCAAUUGCCAGUCUGCUUACAUCGUGCUUGACGGAUUGGAUGAAUGCUGCACAAGAAAAGAAAGAGGAGAGAUUGCGAGCUGGUUUCGAGACCUGAUUGAGAAUGGCCCUCCCGAGGUUCGCAACGGGCUUCAUUGUAUGUUUAUCAGCCAACACGACAGCGCCCGAAAAGACUAUCGCGAUCUUCCUAGUAUCACGGCAGACGACGACAACAAUGAAGAAGAUAUAGAAGCAUUCUGCAAGGCACAAGCUGAGAAGUUGGUUACGGAUCUACAAAUCGCAGAACAUAAAGCACAUGAGAUCGCCGAACACGUUUCUGCAGCAGCUGAAGGAGUCUUUCUGUUUGCUCAUCUCGUUUGGAUCAACCUCUGCGGUCAGAGCUCCAUAUACAGCUUAGAACGCGAGAUGGAGACUUUUUCGACUCACUUGGACACGUUGGACAAGGCUUAUUCUCGAAUUAUGCAGACAAUUAUUGAAAAACCUGUUGCUGCCCAACGGGAUGAGGCUCUGGAACUCCUUGGCUGGCUCGUCUAUGCAAAACGGUCGUUGAAAAUGCACGAAGUACAAACACUGAGAUCAGUUGACUUCGAGAAAAGAGCCGUGGAAUUCGAACGGAGACGACUUCGAGUUCACGUCAAAGACCUUUGUGAAUCGCUGGUUGAUGUUCGCGAAGAUGGGAGUAUCGAGUUGGUUCACACAACGGCAAAAACGUACCUAGCUAAUAGUGAUCUUCUCAACGACAUCACUGGGGAGCUCCCGAUUGCAACGCUCUGCAUCGACUACUUGAACUUGCCGUCGUUCCAGAGACCUUCAGAAGAGCAGAUGCUGGCCGGAGAAUAUGGUUUCAUGGAAUACUCCGUGCUGUAUUGGCUUCGCCACUUGGAGGCAGGUAUGAGCUCAACUCAUCCUGACCAGGACAACAUCUGCAUGAGCCUUACGGAAUCUCUUGAGGUGCUGGUUGAGCAAUACUGGAAUGAGCCAAGUGCCAGCGUUGCUUCCAGCUCGAGAUCAGCGUCUAAACGGACUCGGGAUGUGCUGCAGCAAUUUAGUCACCGCGAAAGCUUUCCAAAGCUUCAACUGGCACUCGUCUUGACUGAUAAAGAACUAAAGCACUUUGGGGACGUGCGCCCGGAAGAAUCUGCUCUCAGAAUCUUGGGCGUUGUGAAAGCCGUUCGUCGCUGUAUUGAGACGUAUAUUGUUCACAGCUCAAAUCUAGACGUGGCUAGAGCUUUGAGAGACAUGUACGGCAGUAACCUGUUCAAGUGCCCAAGAUUCAGCUGCAGGUACUUUACGGACGGAUUUACAACACUUGAGGAGCGCGAGAGACAUUUCCAACGACAUGUGCUCCCAGCUCGUUGCACUGAUGAACAUUGUAGAGGCUCUCAGAUCGGGUUUGCGACACAGGCACAACUGAAGCGACACCUCAGAGAGAAUCACCCGGACAUGACUGAACCUCACCACAACUUUCCAACAGAUGAGGAAAUCGUCGAAAGCAUGCGAGAAGUUUCACCAGAACCCGAAGUCGUAAUCGAGGACGAACCCCAGCUCGUUCCGGAAGUGCAACAACCAGUGGAAGUCCCUGACAUACCAGUCACUCCAACGCCGGAGCAGGCAGAGCCCCAGCCAACACAGCAAAGAGAGGUGGCUAAGCGCCUCAAAACUAAGCGAGAAUAUCGAUGUGCGCAUUGCGACAAGACUUUCACCAAGAAGUGGAAUUGGGAGUCACAUCUUAGAACUCACGGCGACAAUCAAAAAUUGCAAUGCCCCAAUUGCUACCGAACGUGCGCCAGGCAGGGUGACCUCGCUCGCCAUAUGAGACUUCACGACCCUGAUAGCGCAGUCAAAUGCGGUGGCGUACUUCCAAACGGCCGAAGAUGGGGAUGCGGAAUCAAUUUUGCAAGACUCGAUGUACUUCGCACCCAUCACAAGUCCAAAAAGGGCAGGAGAUGCGUUGCAGAAAGGGACAGCGAAGAGCAAUCCACAGCUUCGAGUGCAUGA
Messenger RNA from Alternaria arborescens, 4686 nucleotides. RefSeq lists its product as hypothetical. Bases 1 to 4686 code for a protein of 1561 amino acids. The record is from RefSeq and is a predicted model, not a curated record. Gene Ontology annotation, molecular function: protein kinase activity; ATP binding. Gene Ontology annotation, biological process: protein phosphorylation. The transcript has 9 exons. Lineage: Eukaryota; Fungi; Ascomycota; Dothideomycetes; Pleosporales; Pleosporaceae.